Messenger RNA from Chilo suppressalis (striped riceborer), 4006 nucleotides. NCBI's taxonomy places the organism in Eukaryota, Metazoa, Arthropoda, Insecta, Lepidoptera, Crambidae. The record is from the annotation of a GenBank genome assembly.
UGAUGUCAGACUGUUCUAUUUUUUACAGAAUUACUAUACUGAUUCUUGAUAAGAUUGUAAUUUUUUUGUAAGAAUGGAUGUGAAAAACUUGGAAACCUAUGCUAUAAUAGGGUUUGAUGGCUCUGCUAUUCGGGGGUUAAAAGUUCAUCCUGAUGGUGAACAUAUUGCCUACCCUAUGGGCAACAAAGUCUGCAUUCAAGAGUGGAAAACAAAGAAAAUGUAUUUUCUCAGUGGCCAUACUAACAGUGUGUCUACUGUAGCAAUUUCCCCAAAAGGAACAUUUGUGGGUUCCGGACAAAUCAACCACAUUGGGUUUAAAGCUUCUGCCAAGUUGUGGGAUUUUAAAAAGAAGACACUGCUAGGCAGCCAUGAAUUGCACAAAGUCCGUGUAGAAGCAUUGACGUUUUCAUCCGAUGAGAGGUACAUGAUCUCGUUGGGCGGGCGAGACGACGGUUGCGUGGUGCUGUGGGACUGCAUAGCGGGAGCUGCAACAGGCACUGCGGCUGCUUCCAAGCUGACCACCGGGGACGCUAUGACGCUGACCACGCUCAAUUUGAGGGUGAACAGCUUUGUGACUGGAGGAGAUUCCAAUCUACGUGUGUGGAACAUCCGCGCGGAGUCCAAGAAUUUGGACGUGGUGGACGUAGGCCUGGGAAAACUACGCCGCAGCGUGCGAUGCAUAGCGGUCAGCAGCGAUGACGCCUACGGUUACGCUGGAACUACCACUGGCGAUAUGAUAAAGUUCUCCAUCAACUAUCCCCCGGAUCCGACGGCGUCAGUAGCUAACUGCAAACCAACGCUUAUCGGUUGCCUCGCUAAAUGUGGACCGUGGAAGAAGGGCAGGAGGCCAGACGCUGUUUGUUACAGUCAAGGAAUCGAGUCAAUCCUGAUUAUGGAAGACGGAUGCCUGAUCGUGGGUUCCGGCGAUGGAACGGUUGAUCUGCUGGACGAAAUCAACUGGAAGGGCGAUUUCCCCAAAGGCAAGAUCGUAAACCCGAGUAAACCUUUCUUUAAAGCACUCAAAAGCACCAAGUUAGACGGCUGCAUAACAUCGUUGGAGUUGAUGGAGUCGCCGUCCUUGCGCGGGGAUAAGCGCCUUUUACUUGCGGGCACUCGCACCAGCGAAAUCUACGCCAUCAACGUGACUACAUUUGUUCCGGUCAUGGUGGUGACUUGCCAUCGAUGCGCUAUCAACGAUGUCGCGUUCCCCAGGAGAAUGUCUGGUGUCUUCGCUACAGCUGGCGCGGGUGAUGUGAGAGUAUGGUGUUUGGAGACUUGCCAGGAGUUGCUGCGUAUAGUGGUGCCGAACUUCACAUGCUCCGCAGUUCUAUUCAGCGGUGACGGCAAGUCGAUAGUGUCUGCAUGGAAUGACGGGAACAUUCGAGCAUUCACUCCGCUCACGGGCCGCCUCAUCUACUGCAUAUACAACACUCACAACAAGGGCACGUCCGCGUUGGACAUGACCAACGACGGACGGACGCUCAUCUCCGGGGGCUGCGAGGGACAGGUGCGAGUAUGGGACAUCAAACCGGAGUGCCAGAGUCUGAAGAAGGUGUUAAAGGAGCACAAGAGCCCAGUGUCGGCCAUACAGGUGUCUCCGAACAAUACGGAGGCAGUUAGUGCUGGGACCGACGGAUCCUGCAUCAUAUGGGACUUGAUUUCACUUUCAAGACGGCAAGUGAUGUAUGCCAACACUCUGUUCAUGUGCGUAUGCUUCGAGCCGCAGGGCUGUCAGCUGCUGACUGGCGGCACGGACCGCCGCGUCGCCUACUGGGAGACCGGCAGUGGCAACCUUGCCAGAGAGUUGGAAGCAAGUAAAGUGGGCGCCGUCAACGGAUUGCACAUCACGCAAAAUGGAGAGUUGUUCGUGACAGGCGGAAACGAUCAAAUGGUCAAGCUAUGGAAGUACCAAGAAGGUAUAUACACGCACAUGGGGCUGGGGCACGCGGGCGCCGUCACGUGCUGCCGGUUCAGCCCUGACGCCAGCUUCAUAGUGAGCUGCUGCGCGGCCGGCAGCAUUAUCGUGUGGCGCGUGCCCGAGCAAUACCUGACAAAGCAACAAUCGUCUGGUCGUAAGAGCGUACCGGAGUCUCCGAAGUCGUUACAAGAGGAGCUAAGACUGCCGCUAGCUGAGAAACCAGAGCAUAGAGCGUCUGGCGAUCGACCGUUAAAAUUACCCGCCGCUCCAUCUAAGGUUGAGAAGAUAGAAGCCAUGGACACGACACGCAGCAGCGUGCACUCGUGCUGCCCGUGCGACGCGACCGCGCGAUCCAACAAGUCCGACAAGAGUGGGUCUAAAACUGGCAAGUCCUGCAGGCCACCAGUAGGAGAUUUCAUGCCUACAAAAACUACAAGUAAGGAGUUCAUAAGCAGUGGAGGUGGGGAUAGAAAAUAGGAACCCAAUAACGAAUAAACGUAUGACCAAUGUGUUCAAUGUACCAAAACUUAUUUAUUAUAUUUUAAUAAAUUUUGUAUGAAUACAAUUCUUUUUUUUUUAUAACAAGCAAGUACUUACACUGCCGUCCUCAAACUAAAGUACGGCUAAGUGACACAUGGUCGAUUUUUCAGCCCUAAAUUGCAUCUUAUAUAGUUUUUAAUACUCUAUCGAUCUGUAUUUAACAAGUAUUCGUAUCUUUUAUAGUUUAAGUCUAAAAAUCCGUCAUGUGCUGAAUGGUUACAAAAUAGCAAUAAUUUUAAGUUUACUAGCCGUUUUUUGGCCAUAUCUCAAAAGUUGAUUGUGUCAUUUAGCUGCGUUUUAGUUUGAGGACGGCAGUACAGGAUCUCCAUAUUCUAUUUUUAAAUACAUUCUAAAAUCACAUAUAUAAUGUUUUAAGGUACAAUUUCGCAAUGGUUUCUGAAAUCAUCCUGUACAUUAAACUCAUCAUCAUCAGCCUAAUAACGUCCUAACUGCAGGGGCACAGGCCUUCCCUAUGGAAUAGGGAGAUGGGACUGUGACCCAUGCAAAGCAGAUUGUUGGUUGCUAUCGACUGCAGAUGCAGGGGCCACUACCUUACAGGUGCCUUCCGAAGCACAGAGGAGCUCGAGAUAUUAAGUUUUUGGUCACCCUUCCAAUGAAUGACAUUUGGGAAAGCUGCUUAAUCUUAAUGAUUGCAAGCCAAAUGCUCUAACCACCUGCGCCAUCAAACUCCUCAGCUUUAACUAUAUGCCAUUAUUGGUUUUAACUCUGAUUUUGAUUUGGGCUGAUUUUCAUUAAUAUAAUAAUUAUUGAUGAGAGAUUAUUAAAAUUAUCUCAUUGGAGACGACUUUCAUAUUCUAUGAGAUAAUUUCUAUAACAUAAGAAUAAUACAAAAGGUAUGCAAUAAUUCCUUAUUACAGAAAAUUUAAAAAAAAAUAUAAAUAAUAAUAUAUUCCUUACAUUCAUGACAUGCAAGUAAUUUAACUGUAGGUAUCACACACCUCCAUAAUAAAGGCAAAUUCACAUUGAUACAGUAGGUAGUUAGAUCCAAACUUAGGUACAUAACAACAAGACUUUACUUAUCUUCAGUGGCUAGAUGGUGACAGUCGCAUGAAAACUAUUUAUACAUCUUGCAGAGCUGGUGUCAUCUACUCUAUCAAUGUCCUUUGCCAUUAUGUAAUAGCUGCUCUUAGCUUGGUUAUUUGUGUUGCUAUUUGUGAACUUUACAUCAGUCUGUCCUUCUCAUUCCUUAUAAAGUAUGAUAAGAACAGACUUUUCAAGUUUACAAAUAGCAAAUACGAAUAGCCAAGUGAAGCUCCGUCAUACGUAAUAUCUACAUUUCAUAAAAAUAUUUUUUGUAUAAUUAUUCACGUUGUUGUCUUUGGUUUCACCUAAAUGCUGUUCAACUGUAAAAGAACAUAGCUGUUCAUCCCCAAGCUUGGCUUUUACAGUAGUGCAAAACUAAUUUGCCAUCUGUUCCAAAGCACUCAUACAAAUUCUUCACUAUUUGGUCUGGAGAAGGGGCAAAAGUUUGGUUCACAUACAAAAACUGAAAUAAAAACAAAAGUUAUUAACAAAAUAUCACAUGGU